AUGCAGCCUGGAGCGAUGCUCUCUCAGAAGCCUAAGGUCCCCACAGAGGUGGCCAAGAAGCUGUUGCAAGCAGACUUGGGUGUGUUGGUCGACUCCCUGGGAAGCUUCCUCUCCGGCCCGCCGACCUUGGCCAUGCUUGGGACUGCCCUGAGCAAGCUGGGAGGAGGCAGCCUCUUGCUGACGGAUCUCGUGCAGCCGAUGGUCCGCUGCCAACUGCUGAGGACGUUUUGCAUGGACCACACCAUGGCCAGCCGCAUCUCACAGGCAAUCUCCAAUGAGAAUCUUCCGGUGUUCAAGGAGGGCGUCGAGUCGAUCAUGCGGGGUACCUUUGACCUCACGGUCCUCAGUGGCCUCCUUGAGCAGCUCGGGCUGGUGGAGGACACGGCGGACCUCCUGAAGACGUACCUGAGCCCGAUGCUGCAGUGCGCAUUGAAGGAGCUGGGGGCAAAUCCGCUUGCCGUCAAUACUCUUCAGGUCACUGGGCCCACAAUGACCAAGUUGAAGGCUCCUCUGGCGGCCAUGAUCUCCGGCGAUGUCUCAGCGCGGGUCCUGCUUGAGGUUUGGGAGGGUGUCGCUCAGGGGACUCCCCUUGCUGGCGAGAGCGGCUUCCUGCGGGAGAUCCUGGCGCCCAGCCUCGGCCGCCUCCUGGGCUCCCUGGGCGUGCCGGCGCCGGUUGCCGCGCAAGUUUCAGGCGCCGCGGGCGCCGCGGGCGCCGCGGGCGCCGCGGGCGAAGCGACGUUGGGCAAGCUGAGCCUUGAGGCGGUGAUGGCUCUCCAGGAUUCCGUGCACGCCGUGGCAAAGGACCCAAGCUUCAGCUCCCUGCAUAGCCUGAUCCGCAACCUCGGCUUGGAAGAGGCCUUCGAGGGCUCCCUUCAGGAGUUUGUGUCCUGGCAACUGCAGCAGGUCUAUGUUGAGCCGGCACGAGCAGCGAACUUGACCUCCGGGCUGACCUUGCCAGCUGCCUCUGCGAUGUCGGCUGUUCUGACCUCUCUCAUGAGUGGCGAGCUGGAUGUUGGCCUUCUUGGAGAGAUCGCGUCUGCGUUGGAGCUUCCAGGUACCCAGCUGCUUCGCGCAGUUCUCGAAGGCUUUCUGCUGCACCACGAGAUGGACCUGGCGCUUGUGGAGUCGGUGAGCACGCUCGAUGCAGCCUCCCUUCGGGAGGCCGUGGACAGGACACUCAAGCUCGAAAUCGACGUGGCCUUCGCUCGCGACUUGUUCGGAGCCUCGAGCUCACGCGCAGCCGACAUGAUUGCGCCCUUGGUCCGCACCCUGGCCAUCGACGCAAGGACCGGGAUCCCAGACUGCUGA
Symbiodinium natans is the source of this 1308-nucleotide messenger RNA. The record is from the annotation of a GenBank genome assembly. Lineage: Eukaryota; Dinophyceae; Suessiales; Symbiodiniaceae.